This is a messenger RNA of Arachis ipaensis, 1659 nucleotides long. The record is from RefSeq and is a predicted model, not a curated record. Lineage: Eukaryota; Viridiplantae; Streptophyta; Magnoliopsida; Fabales; Fabaceae.
CAACCAAUCCUAUCUUCUAUUCUUCUAUCUCAUUCUCUCUAUUUAGUUUUGUUUUUGGGGGAAGGAAACUGCUUCUUGAAAACUGAAAAGAAAGCACAAAAAAGAGAAAGUGAGGGAGAAUUUAAUUCUUUAAUUCCUUCCCACACCUCAACAAGUGCUAGCAUGAGGGGUGGUGCAAUCUUUAGAAGAGACAAGUUUAUAAACUUUUUCUCCCUUUAAUUUUAUAUUUAAUUAAUAAUUAUUACUACUUACUUUAUUAUUAGAUCCCUCUUUUGAAGUACAUACUCAACCCUUCUAUCUCUCACACACACACACACACAAACACAACUUUCUAUCUUUCUCUUUUUAGUUUUUGUUCUAUUUGUUUUAUAGAACAAGAGAAAAACAAAGGAAGGAAAAGAAGAUAUCCAUAAGUGGAAUAUGAAUGUGUGAGAAGGAUAAUAAACAAUAAGGAGAAAUGACUGAGUGCAAUGAACAUGAAAACAAUCAUGGCAACAUCAUAGUGGAGGGAAGAAAAGACAGUUUAAUUAGAACUUGUCCAACAUGUGGUCAUCACAUCAAAUGCCAAGAUCAGGGUGGUGGACUUCAUGACUUACCUGGACUUCCAGCUGGAGUGAAGUUUGAUCCAACAGAUCAAGAGAUUCUUGAACAUUUGGAAGCAAAAGUGCGAUCUGAUAUUCACAAGCUUCACCCUUUAAUUGAUGAGUUCAUCCCAACUCUUGAAGGAGAGAAUGGAAUCUGCUAUACUCAUCCAGAGAACUUGCCAGGAGUAAGCAAGGAUGGGUUGAUCCGGCACUUCUUCCACCGGCCGUCGAAAGCAUACACAACCGGAACAAGGAAGAGGAGGAAGGUGAACUCGGACGAAGAGGGAAACGAAACCCGUUGGCACAAAACAGGCAAGACCAGACCAGUCUAUAUUAGGGGGAAGCUGAAAGGAUACAAGAAAAUCCUUGUUCUCUACACAAACUAUGGUGGGAAGCAAAGGAAGCCAGAGAAAACCAAUUGGGUGAUGCACCAAUACCACCUUGGCAAUGAUGAAGAGGAGAAAGAAGGGGAGUUGGUUGUUUCCAAAGUGUUCUACCAAACACAUCCUAGACAAUGUUCUUCACUCUUGGUCAAUAACAACAAAGACUCUUCAACAACACUUGUCAAGGGUAAUAAUAAUAAUGGGUUUGUUGAGUAUUACCAUUCAAAUUUCAUAUCAUUUGAUCAAGGGGAACACCAACAUAGAUCUAGUGGGGCUCAAGUCGUCAUUUCACAUUUUCCUCUCCAUGAAGCUGCUCCUAAUUAUCAUUCUUUGAAUCAAAAGGAGUAGUGUAGAAAAAAUAGUAAAUUACCAUUUUAUCUAUGAAAGAAUUAGCUUGCUGAUAAAAUGGUUUUCUGGAGAUUGAUAAUUAUUUUAUGGUACUCGAUUUUUUUUUUUUGUUUAACAAAAUUACUUAAAGCAAUCAUAAUUUGUUGUUGUUGAAAUGGUAAUUUAUUUGGGGAAAUAGACAUAUAAGGUGAAAGAGUUUGUGAAAAGAGCUGAGGAGAGGAAAAUCAUAAAUAGGAGUUUUUUUUAUAUAAUAUUGAGGCAUUAUUGUAACAUAUUAUGAAAAGUAGUUAAGAGGGCACAUAAGUGAACAAUAAUAAUUAUUAAUAAGGAGAGAAUUUUGUUCA